CUAUAGUUCAACGGUCAGCAACAGGCGGACCGCGGUCCGUUUGCGGACCGCGAAAGGUCGAAUCUCGGACCGCGAAAUAUUGUAAUGUAUUUUAUACCGAGUAUCAAUUAAUACAUAGAUAAGGUAUACGUAUACCUUUAUUUAUUAAAAUAAUAUUUUUAAGCUACAUAGGACAAGUUUUCCAUGAGUAUCCGUAGUGGCCCCCCGCGCGGGCCUGUACGUCGCCAUUUGAGUACGUCACGCCACGCCCGCCCUUGCAGUCUGGCCGAGCACUGAGUGCGCACUGUUUUGUUUUGUUGAAACAAGCGCGAACGAGUAUCGAAAUCGGGGGUGCGGGCGUGCGGGCGAGGGAAAGAAGACAGCCAGUCGCGUUCGGUCAGUCGCAGCGCAAUCCGUUCUAUUGUUUUAUGAUUAGUCGCGUUUUCGUUCGGUUGGUAAAAAAAGCUUUUCCUAUCUACGUUAAUAUGAAUCCUAAAAAGCGAAAAGUGGACAGUGAAAAUAGGAAGUUUCUGGCAGAAUGGACUGAACAAUAUUGUUUUACGCUGCCUGAUAGGCCUCAAGCAGUUCCAGUGUGCCUUAUAUGCAAUAAAACUGUUGCUAUUGUUAAAUCUGGCAAUUUGAAGCGACACUACGAAACAACUCAUCAGCAAUUCCACAAAAACUUUCCUCUUGGCAGUGAAGCUCGUAAAGAAAAACUUCAGGUAUAUCUCAAUUCUUACAAAAAAAGCACGAAAUUACUAGUUCGUUGCAUGAGCGAGCAAGAAAAAUCUACAGAAGCAGCGUUACGUGUGUGCUGGACGCUUAAUAAACAUCAGAAACCAUUUUCAGAUUCUGAAAUAGUGAAGAAAUGUAUGUUGGAAGUAGUUACGGCACUUUUUGAAGAAAAAAAAGAUGUUGUCGCUGCAAUUCAAAGUAUUCCAUUGUCAGCAAGAAGUAAUACAAGAAGGACAGAAAUUUUAGCUGCUGAUGUUAAAAACACUCUUCUUGAACUUCUGCAAAAGGCACCUUGCUAUGCCAUAGCACUUGAUGAAUCAUGUGACAUUGUUGAUGAUGAGCAAAUGUCUAUUUUCGUAAGAUUUCUUGACAUUGAGUGUCAGAUCUUUAGGGAAGAGUUGCUAGCAAUAUUGCCGUUGAAAGGUAACACUCGAGGAGAAGAUUUAUUCAAGGUCAUUGAUGAAUUUGUUAUUAAAUCUAACAUUAGUUAUGAUAAAAUGGUGUCGCUUUCAACUGACGGGGCCCCAGCAAUGAUUGGCAAAGAAAAAGGUGUAGUUAAGAGAAUUAGGGAUAAAAAUGCAGGUCUAAUAUCGUAUCAGUGUAUAAUUCACCAGGCAGCCCUUUGUGGAAAACUUAGUGCUACACUGAAAGAAGUAAUGGACAGCUUGGUCAAGUUGAUCAAUUUCAUGAGAUCUCAUUCUGCUCUUCAGCACCGAAAUUUUAAGGAGUUUCUUUCUGAAUGUGAUUCAGCGUAUUCUGACUUACUACAACACAACAAUGUUCGUUGGCUAAGUAAAGGUCAAGUUAUUGAACGUUUCUGGCUAAUAAAAGAACAAGUAACCACCUUCUUGCAAAACUUAGAUACUCAGGGAGCCAGGAAACACUUUGAGUUCAUCACAAACAAGCGCAAUAUGCUAGUUGUGGCUUUUCUAAAAGAUAUUUUGAAAUAUUUAAAUGCACUCAAUACAGAGUUACAAGGAAAUGGAAAAUUAAUAUGUGAUCUGAUACAAAGCGUGUCUGCUUUUCGUCGCAAGCUAGAUAUAUUUGAAAAAGAUAUUGCAAGACAAGAAUUUAUUCAUUUUCCGACAGUUAUUGAAUAUAAAAAGGAAAACUCUGAGGAAGACAUUGCAGUGUUCGUAAAUUUCCUGGAAAGUCUUAGGAACGAAUUUACUACAAGAUUCCAAGACUAUGCGGAGGUGGGCAAGUUAUCUCCGUUUCUUAAAUCGCCAUUUGAAGUUGAUGCAGCUGGAGAAUGGACAGAUGUGGCUGCCCAGUUGUUUAAUCUCUCGAAGCCUUCAGUUCAAAUGGAGAUAAUCGAUUUGCAAGAAGAUGUGUCUUUGCAAAUGUAUAAAACUGUAUCCACUGAAGAAUUUUGGGCCAAACAUGUUCCAGAAAAGUAUGAAAAUUGCAAGAAACUAGCCAUCAAUUUGACUACUAUGUUUGGUUCGACAUACGUAUGUGAAACAUCUUUCUCAAAGAUGAAUUUUUUGAAAAACAAAUAUCGUUCGAGAUUAACGGACGCCCAUCUAGAAGACACACUUCGAAUUUGCUGUUCCUCUCGAGAACCACAGUAUAAAAAACUGGCUCAAGAUUGUCGGUGUAGUUUCUCACAUUAAUUUUAGGUCUUGUAUUUUGUAAUCCAGAAUUUGAUUUUAACCCAAAAUA
Messenger RNA from Chilo suppressalis (striped riceborer), 2379 nucleotides. Lineage: Eukaryota; Metazoa; Arthropoda; Insecta; Lepidoptera; Crambidae. The record is from the annotation of a GenBank genome assembly.